This is a messenger RNA of Rotaria sp. Silwood2, 870 nucleotides long. The record is from the annotation of a GenBank genome assembly. Lineage: Eukaryota; Metazoa; Rotifera; Eurotatoria; Philodinida; Philodinidae.
AUGCAAAAGAAUGAUGCUGAAUUUUCGUCUGAUGAUUACGAUUCUCGUCUUGAUCAAAUGCAUACUUCAAAUAUUUAUGAUGACAAACUUCUACAAAUUACAUUUACCGAUCAACAAUGGUUUCAAUUGUAUUUUCAUGAUCAAAUAGCAAUGUAUUUAGCUGAAAUUAAGAUUCAACUUUCAACUGAUUUUGUUAUUGAUUUAUUAACAAGUAAUCCAACGCAAACAAUUAAACAAUAUAAACGAUUACUUCUUGUUGAACUAACAGAAAUUCUUCGUCUAUUUGAAAUUAGUUUACAAUUCGUUAGCGAAGAGAAAAUUCGAAAUAUAAUCAAAGAACAAUGGACUGAAAUUUCAUCUGGUACAAUACGAUCGUUCGAAUUCUAUACACUUGUCUUGGUCAAUAAUGAACAAUUAUAUCAAUUACCACCAAAAACUAAAACUCUUGAAGAACAAUGGAUAUUCGAUUGUCAAGUUGAUUCUAUGAUUGAAACAAGUCUAAUGAAUUUAAUUGAAAUUAUUCUUUCACUGUCUGUUAUUCAACAAGUAACAACAACUUAUAGUUUGAUUGCACAAGGCAUUCGUGAUCUAGUUUCAUAUGAUGUUAAGAAUCUGAAAAAACUUCGUUCAUUUCUUAGUUUCAUUCGUUGUCUCACUACUCUACUUCCUCACAACACUCUUAAUGUUCUCAAAGAUGUUUGUAUGAGUGGUUUUAAUACAAAAUUUCAUUCAUGUUCAAGUAUUCAUUAUUUUAUUACUCAAUUACAAGGUCGUAUUAAAUCAGAACAAUCAACUGCUGAUGAAAAUGUUAUACAUCGAGCAUUAGUUAAACUUGAAUUUUUACAAUUAUUGAUAAAAAACUUGAUUUAA